This is a messenger RNA of Mercenaria mercenaria, 4756 nucleotides long. RefSeq names its product lipase-like. The record is from RefSeq and is a predicted model, not a curated record. The coding region runs from base 158 to 733 and encodes 191 amino acids. The transcript has 3 exons. NCBI's taxonomy places the organism in Eukaryota, Metazoa, Mollusca, Bivalvia, Venerida, Veneridae.
AACGCGUACAAAUGUAAUUUGUUUAGCUAGGCGGAAUUAUACAGACAAUUUAAAUGUAAAGGACAUCUAGAAACUACGUCACAAGGUGAUCAGGAACGCCAUGCAUGCGGAAGCAGAAGACAUACAAAGAAUACGGUAAAACGCAUCAUGGAUUUAGAUGUCUUUUACUAUGGUCAAGAAACAGUGGUUUAUAAUACAUUUAAUAUGUGUUAUAACGAUAUCAACAUCAGCAAAGUCCAUAGGUGAUGUUAAGGAAUUUAAUAUCAACAGCUUGACAGAGAAGGAAAAUGCUAAAGAACACCAUGAUUCAACAAAAGACAUACUAGAACAAGCAAAAACAGGGAACAUUAAAAACAAAGAAUCAUUAGAAAAAGAGGAAAAUAAAGAAAAUAGCAAUAUACAAACAGUAGAUUCUAUGUACACAGAAUCUGAUCUGGAAGAGGUCUCCAAAGAUCUUGAUGCUCAUGCCACAAAAGACAGGGAAACAAACAGUAAUAACAAAGAAACUGGACUUGAUGAUGAACAAUUAUUAGAUAUAUAUACAGAAUCAGAUCUCGAUGAAACAAAAUCCCAAGAUGAAGUAAAGCGUAAAGACGAUAAAAAGUCCGCUUCCUCAUAUUUAUAUGUACCACACCGUGCAAAACGUAAUGCAGUUGGAUUUCAGGGAGAGAACGAAGAUGGUUCUGGAGACGGUUCAGGAGAAGGAUCAGGAGAUAACCCAACAGCAAUAUAAACUACCUACUCAUCUUUUGUAUUAUAGUGAAAAACUAGGUUUGGUAAACGAAUUUAAAAUUGAAGACUCGAACAAUGGCACAGAUACGAAUGAAACAGAACAUCAUAACUUGACAAAGCCUAACCUGUCAUCAAAGAUAAUAAAUAAAAAGCAAAGAACAACUUCGAAUGAAACAAAAACGAAAACAAAUCUAACAGAAAAUGGCGCACUUUUAUACGACUCUUCUAUGUAUACAGAAUCUGAUUUAGAAGAAACAAAGUCCACUGAUACCAGUGAAUUGGAUGGCCCUGAUACUAAAGAAAAGGAAGCAAAUAACACAAAAGAAAAACAUAAAAGAAAGCAAGAAAACAAAAAAGAAGAAAUAUCGUCAGUUUACACAGAAUCUGAUCUGGAAGCAACAGCAUCUCAAGAUGAGAAAAAGAACAGUGGCAAUCAAGAAAAAGACAAAAGGUCCGCAGGAUCAUAUUUAGUUGUACUGCACAAGAGAGACAUAAAUCAUGCUGAACAAGAAGAGGGAUCAGGUGAAGGUUCUGGACAAGAACCAGAUAAUACGCUUUAGUCAUAAUAAAACAAUCAACAUUACUGGCAUUUAUAUUCGUCUUUAAAAUAUAAAUGCAGAAUACUAUUUAAUCUUUGACCCUUUCAAAUUUAUAUUGAAGGACUCAAACAAGUCUUAAGCAAAUGCUACAUAUGUUUAAAUUUGAUGAUUUAUUUUUUGAAGAUAUCUUAAAUUGAUCGUAAUAUACAGGCAAACUCAAGUUAGUUUAAGUUGUAUCAUUCCAUUUUUUUCAAAGGUAAUUGUUCAAUUGUAAUAAUAACGUUGAACUAUUUUAGUAUGAAUUAAGUGUUACAUAUUUUAAGGCCCAGGGUAUUCAUAAAGCAUCUUAAAUAUAAGUAUAAGAAAUUGAUUAUUUACUUAAGCAUUACUUAGGUAAAAAAUUUAUUUUACUUAAGUAUAUUUGUUAUUCAUAAAACAAUUUAAUAAGUAAUUCUUGGCUUUUAUUGAGGAUGAAAACAUUUUAAAAAAAACAACAUUAAUUUCAGACAGAUACAACAUGCACAAUUAUGUUUAAAGUGCUUUUAUCUGAAAAACAACACUUUAAUCGUACUCACGACGGCAUUUUGUUUUCUGACUUAAGUCAUUUCUUACGUAUCUUAAGUUUAAGCUGUUUUAAACAUCGUGGAAAAGAUGGGCAUCGGUGUUUAAAGUAAGUUAGCAUUUCUCGAUGAAAAAUACGCAUCAGUAUUAGAUACAUGAUGAAAUGUUUAAGCAAGAGCCCUUAACUAUUUAAAUUCGCUUAAAUUCUCAUCCUAUGUCACAGGUUAUAGGGUACACAAUCAUAGAAUGUUUUGUAAAACUGACCAUUGUCCUACUCCCACGCUUAUUAUUAUGCAAUAAACAUCUGCCUGCAUAUGUUAAUCACUGGCUUAUAGAGUUGAACCAUGGUCAGCUUCAAUUGUUGUUGUUAAUUGUUUUGUUAUUUAUUUUGUAUUUGUUAUGGUAAGUUUAGCGUUGAACAAAAUAGGCUUAACAGUUUUAAGAAAAAAAAUCUUACAUCAGAAGAUAUCAGAAACAUCAAAAGAGUCUAGUUGAAAUACAUUUCCUGAGAUAUAUUUUUAUACCGAAAAUAUGUAACUAAUCACGUAAAGAAAGAUAUAUUUUAUUUAUUAUUUGCAAGCUUAUCCUGUUGUCCGCUAUUCUUCACCACACAUAAUACACAUUUAGCUUUUGAGCCUCGAGAUAAAGAGACGCUGUGCCUGACCCCUUAUCCAGUGCUUAAGAGUUACCUAGUUAGUGGUAUACUUAAUUAACGGUCCAUGUGUCCAUUAUCUAGGGCACAAGUACUGGUUUUCGAACCCAGGAAAAAACAAACUAACGAAUGUCAUUCCAAACAAUGCAUUUUUCGUAACCACGCAACUAUCCAAAGCAAUGAUCACAACCAUUGUAGGUAGUGUCUGCCUUUUAGAAUGCAUGUCUUAUGCUUUGGACAGGACGCCAUUUCAAAUCAUUUGUUGCAUUUCCUUUCAAAUGUGUCUUGUGUGAGCAAUCAAUGAAACACUUAAACAUUUAAAGAUAUCAAAAACGAUACUAAAAGUUGUUGUAAGAGUUAGAUGUUAAGUACUUUAAAGUUUUGAUCUGCAGGCAAAGUUACUAUCAGAAAGUUAGAAUAUUGUCUUUUAAUGUAUGAAGUGAAAGUGGUAUCGUAGCAAUACUUCUGUUAUUCUGGAUUGAUGAAGGCUGUAUUGUAGGCAGGCUAAGGCAACUCACGUCGAAAGAAAUGACCGUGUGGUUGCUUAUCUCAGACAAAAUAAGCUGGUGCCUGCGACAAUAUUCGAUUUAAAGUGCUUUGUUUAAAAAGUAUAAAAUGUGAUAUGAUUUAAGCGCUUUUUAUUAGCUAAUUUUGAUAAGUAAUCUAGUAUUUGCAUGCAGCACUGAAAUGCUUUUAAUAUUUUUCUCAGUAUUUAAAUAUUUUACAGUGUCAAAUCAAUAUUAUAGUUUUAACCCCAGACAUGGUAAGGUAUUUGUAAGUGAAAUUACAGGCUCUAUAGAUCGAUAGUCAUCCAGAAAUAAAUUUAAUUCGUGGAAAACAUUUAUUGAUAGUCACGCGAAAGAGAAAAAAAUACUAGCAUUUUAAUAGAAGACACAUACUGCCAAUUCCAUCAUUUGAUUAAUCAAAGUCACAUUUAGAAAGGUUAAUUUACAUGUAUAUCCACUAAUCAUGUAAACACUUGCGAUCAUAUACUCAACUUGCAAUAAAUGUAGGUGUAAGUUAAACAACUAGCUAUGAUGCUAAGUCUAUUUUAAGGAGGAGGACAAUGAAUCGGACAGAUCUUAAUUAUUCGUCCCCUCUAAAUGUUAGGUUUGAUAUGCCCAGCGUGAUACCAUUUGCACGCAGAAUCCCAUCGUUUUCUUUAUAUCUACUUCGAGUACCGGUGGCAUGGAAACUUUGAUUCUUUUUCAGAUAAUACAAAAUAAAGUAAAUCAACAAAAUGAUAAAAAAAGAUCUUCGCAAAAAUAUCAGCGGUGACGAAAAGGAAAUUAUGUUAAACGACGAACAGUUUUCUUGUACAAUAAUACUUUUCAAACGUUUGCUUUAUAAAAUGGUCUGUGUGUUGUUACUUUAUUACAUAUACCUACAUUUACAAUUAAGGUAAUAUAUAACUGUUACUUCUCGCAGUAACUGGUGAAAGUAUAUUCACAAUGCUCCCCUUCCCACGAAAACUGGAUUUAGCUAAUCUUUGAUCUGUCAGGACUAUUUGUUAAAGUAUUAACUGACUGAUCAAAAAAUGACAAUUUGUUGCUUCAGCUCAAAAAUUCCGGAAAUUGAUUGAAUUAAAAAAACACCGGUCGUAACCUCACAUCCUCUUUCUAAAUUCAGGUUUGGUUAGUUCUGCCCAUUGUUUUCUCGUUUAGGGUAAGCACAUUAUUUUAACUGGGGACGAAACGCCGAUUUUCAUGAAAGUACACACAAGUGUAUCCUAAAGGUUUAAUGUGCACCGCCGUAAGAACACAUCUACGGAUGUCUCUGAAUUGUUUUUGGUAAUUGUAGCAUGUAUAAAUGUUGAGUUCUGGCUAACCCGGGGCUAGAGAGCGUGGACGAUAGCAUACAUUUUCCACUACCGUUCAUGACCAGGCUCAAUCAAACCGAGCCUGCAGCAUUUUAUUUUUGUCGUGUUAAGCAAACUGUGGAGUUUCCACUCUCUCCUUUUUGCCAUUGACAAUGCUUUUUGUUUUAAUUACAUUUCGUCCUUCAAUUAGGGCGCAACGGUAUUAUGAUUAUGCAUGUACUGAAAACCAAAACCAAAACAACAAAAAAACGAAAUGCUUACAUUGUGUUAGAACGUAAGCAUUCAGCAGAAAUAAAAAAAAAAAGAUUAUUGAUUUACAUAUAAAACGUUAAGGGAAGUGCAACAUAUGUCGGUAUUGUAUACAACAAUGUAUAUGUUAUAACAUUAAACAUCUCUCAUGAAGCAUUAAAUACAUGAUGAAAAACAAACAAUAAAAAUAAAUUAGGAAACAUA